UCUGAGCGCGUGCUGUGUCGGGAGGCAGCGACCAACUACACUUCCCAACGCUCUGAAGCAACGGAAAUGACGUAAAGAGCAGAGCGUGUUGGAGGGUUCGGGUAAAAAUGGCUGAAUAUUUAGCUUCGAUAUUCGGGACUGAAAAGGACAAGGUUAACUGCUCUUUUUACUUUAAGAUCGGGGCCUGCCGGCACGGGGACCGGUGCUCCCGGCUUCACAACAAACCGACUUUCAGCCAGACCAUAGUGCUGCUCAACCUGUACCGGAAUCCACAGAACACCGCCCAAACCGCAGACGGAUCGCACUGUCACGUGAGCGACGUCGAGGUGCAAGAACACUAUGAUAACUUCUUCGAGGAGGUGUUCACGGAGCUGCAGGAGAAGUACGGGGAGAUUGAAGAGAUGAAUGUGUGCGACAACCUGGGGGACCACCUCGUGGGCAAUGUCUAUGUCAAGUUUCGGCGUGAAGAGGAUGCAGAGCGGGCAGUGGCUGAACUCAAUAACCGCUGGUUCAACGGGCAGGCUGUGCAUGCUGAGCUGUCUCCUGUCACCGACUUCCGGGAGUCAUGCUGCCGGCAGUAUGAGAUGGGGGAAUGUACCCGCGGGGGCUUCUGCAACUUCAUGCACCUGCGGCCCAUCUCUCGGAACCUCCGACGUCAGCUGUAUGGGCGGGGACCCAGGCGCAGACUAGCUCUGAGCACCGUCCAAAGACCAGCGCCUGAGUCUCAACCCCCAAACCAGCUGGGACUCCAAAGCCCCAAACCCAAGACCAGUCUGGAUCUCCAGUCCGGAGAUCAGUCCCUGAGAACCUGUCCUGAUACCACGCAGGAACUCUGGUUACCUGCCCCAUCCCAGAGCAGAGAGGCAGACCUGGGGAACAGGGCCACACUCCUUCCAGCUCUAACCCUCAUCUCUCCACUCCUGUCCCCAGGUCGCCCCCGAGGUCCCAUACUGGCCACCGUCCCCGAGAAAGAAACCGACGACGUUCCCCAGACCACCGGCAUGGCCGCUUCUGAGACCCUGGCUCCCUUAAUCUCCACCCUUGACAGGCAUAAAUGUUCCUGGCCAGGACCCCUCCUGAAAGCUCCCUUAACCCCCCAGUGCCAUCUUCCCCAGGGUCCGGGGCACCGUGAUGUAAUCUGUCCAACACAGGGACUUUCUCUUACCACCCCUCCCCUAAUAAAGUUCUGUAUUGAGGGUUUAGAACCUGUUAGCUUGAGCCUAGCUGUGGGCUGGAGUUUCCUUCCACCCCCACAUCUCCUGACGAAAGGGGAAGCGGGCUGGGCUCUGGCCACAACUUUUGCUGUAGAACUUCCAACAGGUGGGAGAGCAGCAGGCUCAGGGCCCAAGGCUCUAGAAACCCCUCAGUGGGACUGGUUGGGGUGGGGACACCUCUGUGCUGGGAACCUCAGCACGGCUCUCUCCGGCUUCUCAAGGGGGAGGUGCCUAGCUGUGGCAGGUUGGAGGAUUCCCAGCCGGGAGGAGAUUGGGUUUAGGGAGCCAAGGUAAGGUUACUGGGAGUUGAGUGGGAGUCUCCAGAGGGUGAGGUCUGGGUCCUCCUUGUCAGCUGC
Molecule: messenger RNA, 1570 nt
Organism: Leptonychotes weddellii (Weddell seal)
Lineage: Eukaryota; Metazoa; Chordata; Mammalia; Carnivora; Phocidae
Gene: U2AF1L4
Product: U2 small nuclear RNA auxiliary factor 1 like 4
Biological process (GO): mRNA splicing, via spliceosome
Cellular component (GO): U2AF complex
Molecular function (GO): RNA binding; metal ion binding
Source: RefSeq, a predicted model, not a curated record